This is a messenger RNA of Fonticula alba, 762 nucleotides long. RefSeq lists its product as hypothetical. Lineage: Eukaryota; Rotosphaerida; Fonticulaceae. The transcript has 4 exons. The record is from RefSeq and is a predicted model, not a curated record. The coding region runs from base 1 to 762 and encodes 253 amino acids.
AUGGCAGACCUUUUCCACCGGGACUGCCUUGUCGGGUAUCUGGCUCAGAAGUCCGGUGUGGCGGCCGGACACCCGCACGCGCGCCCGGAGCAGCUGGCCCAGCACAUGCAACUGAAGGACAUCGAGAAUGUCCCGUGCCCCUCUUGCGUUAAACCCGUCCUCCCGGCGCCCGGCAACCUGGGCCCCCUGGCCAGCCGGCUGCGGGCCUUCUUCGAGGAAACCUUCCGGCCGAUGGCGGGGAGCCAGUUUUCUUCGCAAUCCACCGUGGACCUCUCUGCCCCGGGGGGGGGCCCGGCGUCGGGCGGUGGCAACACCAUCGGCCCUGGCCCCAUCACCCCCGGGGGAGGGACGUACCAAUCGCACCUGCCGGGCGGCAUGCCCGGGGUGUCGCACCCUGGUGGCCCGGCGCCCGGCCCCGAGGCUGCCGGGCUGUAUAUCCCCCCGGCGGUGGCCACAGCCCCGGCUCCGGGGGAUGUCUACAUUCCGAUGCGUUCGCGGUCCAUUGCCGAUGAUGAUGACAAGGACAAGUAUCGGUCCAAAAGCAGUCUCAAGGGACGCUCGCCGAUGCUCCGUGCCGGUGCCUUUUCUCCCAGCCGGCGCGCCCGGCGGCUGAUGCUGUCCUUCGUCCUGAUGGCCACCAUCAUGCUUCUGCUUUACUAUGUGAUCCAGUCGUCGGAUCGCGGCACCGGGCCGGGCGUCCCGCCGGGCGGGGCGCCUGUCCCUGCUGCCGGGGCCGCCGCCGCCGCCGGGGCACCCUAUUAG